This is a messenger RNA of Capsicum annuum, 1539 nucleotides long. RefSeq names its product cell division control protein 2 homolog D. Gene Ontology annotation, molecular function: cyclin-dependent protein serine/threonine kinase activity; cyclin binding; ATP binding. Bases 291 to 1229 code for a protein of 312 amino acids. Gene Ontology annotation, cellular component: cytoplasm; nucleus; cyclin-dependent protein kinase holoenzyme complex. Gene Ontology annotation, biological process: signal transduction; regulation of G2/M transition of mitotic cell cycle; G1/S transition of mitotic cell cycle. The transcript is spliced from 8 exons. The record is from RefSeq and is a predicted model, not a curated record. NCBI's taxonomy places the organism in Eukaryota, Viridiplantae, Streptophyta, Magnoliopsida, Solanales, Solanaceae.
AUAUUUUCAUACAUAAGGACCAAAUGUAAUCAAACUCCAUACAACUAAGGGACCAUAUUGAUCAUUUUCUCUUACUAGUAACGUGGAAAAGAAAAAUUCAAAAGUAGGAGGGAAUCCGAAAAAUAAAGGGGCAGUUAUGGAAUUAUGGAAAUGAGAGUGAACCUGGUUUGAAAUUCAAAAAAUGGUGCCGUUGCGCAAUGUGUAGGCGGUUCAAUAUAUAAAUCGGGUCACUGAGACGCUCCGUUUGAUAAAUCAGAAAACACACACAGCGAGAAAAGAGAAGACAAGAAAUGGAGGGUGGUAAAAAGAGUUCAUCGGCGAUGGAGGCAUUCGAGAAGCUGGAGAAGGUUGGGGAAGGUACGUAUGGAAAAGUGUACAGAGCGAGAGAUAGGGUUACUGGCAAAAUUGUUGCACUCAAGAAGACGAGGCUUCAUGAGGACGAAGAAGGUGUUCCUCCGACUACUCUCCGUGAGAUCUCACUCCUCAGAAUGCUCUCUAGGGAUCCUCACAUUGUCAAGCUGAUGGAUGUUAAACAAGGGCAGAACAAAGAAGGAAAGACGGUUCUUUACUUGGUCUUUGAGUACAUGGAUACUGAUGUUAAGAAAUUUAUUCGUACUUUCCGCGCUAAAGGAGAAAACAUCCCCCCUAAUAUUGUCAAGAGCUUGAUGUACCAGCUCUGCAAGGGGGUUGCUUUCUGCCAUGGUCAUGGUGUGCUGCACAGGGAUCUGAAACCACACAAUCUUCUGAUGGACCGCAAGACGAAUGUGCUCAAAUUAGCAGAUUUUGGACUUGGUAGGGCUUAUACUGUGCCAAUCAAGAAGUACACGCAUGAGAUAUUAACCCUGUGGUAUAGAGCCCCUGAGGUUCUUCUUGGAGCUACUCAUUACUCCACAGCAGUGGACAUGUGGUCUGUUGGUUGUAUAUUUGCUGAACUGGUGACAAACCAAGCCCUCUUCCCAGGAGACUCUGAGCUGCAACAACUGCUUCACAUUUUCAGGUUGCUAGGUACUCCUAAUGAACAACUCUGGCCCGGGGUGAGCAAAUUAGUCAACUGGCACGAGUACCCCCAAUGGAAACCACAGGCACUCUCAACUGUUGUACCUGGUCUAGCUGAAGAUGGGAUUAACCUUCUACAGGAGAUGUUGCAUUAUGAGCCGUCUAAGAGGAUUUCAGCAAAGAAAGCUAUGGAGCAUCCCUAUUUUGAUGAUCUCAACAAAACUCCGCUCUGAAGUUCCAACUUGAUAACUGCAAAUUGCUUCUAUAAUCCUAUUGCAAGCUUUUAUUGCUUUUCUCAAGCAUCUUUUAAUAGUAGUAUCAAUUAGUAUGGUGAUGUGUUGUGUUUCACCUUUAAACCUUGUCUUUCAAUAUCAGUUGGAUCAAUGUAAGCACAACUAUGCGCAAUGGUACGUUUUGCUAUUACAUAACUGGAGGUGUUUAGCUGCUUAAUAGAUUUAUCAAUAUCAGUUGGAUCAAUGUAAGCACCACCAUGUGCAGUGAUACAUUUUGCUAUGAUAUAACUGGAGGUGUUUUGCUGCUUAA